Messenger RNA from Salvelinus namaycush (lake trout), 2766 nucleotides. RefSeq names its product phospholipid phosphatase 3-like. Gene Ontology annotation, molecular function: phosphatidate phosphatase activity. Gene Ontology annotation, biological process: phospholipid dephosphorylation; phospholipid metabolic process; canonical Wnt signaling pathway. Lineage: Eukaryota; Metazoa; Chordata; Actinopteri; Salmoniformes; Salmonidae. The record is from RefSeq and is a predicted model, not a curated record. The transcript is spliced from 6 exons. The coding region runs from base 307 to 1251 and encodes 314 amino acids.
GGAGCGCAACUAAACCUUCGGUGGUCCUCAAGGAUUAUUAGAAGCUGGCUCAACAACGAAAGUCACAGAACGAGCAGAAUAUACGGGAAAGAAAUAAACCCUUGCAGUUAACUUGAAAGUCAACAUUACUAUCAGAAAAACCGGCACAUCUCAUUUGAAUUUAUCAGCACAAUAUAUGGAAAACUAUUCAAAAUCCCCUCUCAGCUGAUGGUAACUCAAUAACUGACUAGGAGAAGUUAACGGGACUGGAGGCUGCAACUUUGCCACGCUUUCUUUAAUUUGGAAAACCAUUCAAGGGGCCUAUAAAUGCAACGCUGUUUAAUUUAUGAGAAGACAAUGGCACCAGAGACAAGGAAUGGAGGAAGCUCUUCCCGGAAUAACAACAACUGUAAAGACAACAGCAGGAGAAAGUUGCUGGUCGGUAUGGAUCUCGUCUGCUUGUUUUUAGCCGGCCUGCCUUUCCUGAUCAUAGAGACUAGUGCUGUACAGCCCUACCACCGAGGCUUUUACUGCAACGAUGAGUCCAUCAAGUACGCGGCCAAACAUGGAGACACCAUAAGCGACGCUGUGCUUUCUGCUGCUGGCAUUCUUAUCACCAUCCUUUCUAUCGUCAUUGGGGAGAGCUAUAGGAUUCACUACCUGAACGAGGGCUCCAAGUCCUUCGUAGGGAACCCCUACAUCUCCGCCCUCUACAAGCAGGUGGGCGUGUUCAUCUUUGGCUGCGCAGUCAGCCAAUCGUUCACGGACAUCGCCAAGGUAUCGGUGGGCCGCAUGCGACCCCACUUCCUGGACGUGUGCAAGCCCGAUUGGUCCACCAUUAACUGUUCCCUGGGCUACAUCACAGACUACCAGUGUCAUGGGCCCGAGAGCAAAGUCCAGGAGGCCAGGAAGUCGUUCUUCUCUGGCCAUGCAUCCUUUUCCAUGUACACCAUGCUGUAUCUGGUGUUCUACCUGCAGUCCAGGUUCACCUGGCGUGGAGCCCGUCUCCUGCGCCCCCUGACCCAGUUCACACUCAUCAUGAUGUCUUUCUACACCGGCCUGUCCCGCGUCUCCGACCACAAGCACCACCCCACAGACGUCCUGGCUGGCUUCGCACAGGGAGCCUUGGUGUCCUACUGCAUAGUGUUUUUCGUAUCUGACCUGUUCAAGCCCAGAGGCAGGAGUUCAGCUCUACCAGUGACGCCAGUAAAGAACCCCACCAACCCAAUGACAGACAUCAGAGAGAGGAGCAACCACCUCACCAUGGCAUAGUACAGACCACUAGAGUACAGCUACCUACCGCUGUAGGUUUUAAAGAUCACUUACAUCACCUACUGGUCUGUACUGGAUACAUUCAACCACCAGCCAAAGCAACAAGACUGAAAACUGACAUGUCUGUAAGGCACAGAGAAAUAAUAAACUGGAAAACAUUUGAAAACAGAGGAGAGUUGUACACACACACACACACACACACGCACGCACGCACGCACGCACGCACGCACGCACGCACGCACGCACGCACGCACGCACGCACACACACACACACACACACACACACGUUGUGCCUUCUGAACAGCCAGCAACGCCGAUGUUGCUCACCAUCUCAUCUGACAUGUGAAUGUGGAAGAACGUGGGGAGCACGGCUCUUAAUUCUUAUCCGGAGAACUCUGUUUCUCAUUCGUGCUUUCAUUAGUGAAGGUCUCCAUGGAACCUGCUGCUCUACAGAUUGACUUGGUCUGGUAACUUCAGGCAACAUGGAUUCAGGCUCAUAAUUCUGCCUAUGACAGAAACACAUGAACAGAAACAAAUUCCUUGAUUACAGGAAGGAUGUUUAUUUUAUGAAUAAUCUUUGUUAUAUAGUCAAGCUAUAGCACUAUAUCCAAACUCGAUAUUUGAUUUGAUUGUCACCACUUGAAUGAACUGAAGUGAAGCUUUUUUGUAAAGCUUUGUAUUAAAAUCAGCUUUUAGGUCUCCUGAAAUGUAGUUUGUAUAGAAGUGUAGUUAUAGGUGAUGGAGGUGUAGUGGUGUAUACAGUAGAUAGACAGGUGGGUUUCUUUCUGCUGGUUGGGACGAGCCUCCACUGAGCCCUGUAAUGAAAUAACUGUGUGUGUGCCAGAUGGCUACUCACAAGUGUUAGGACAGAGUGACUGUGAGUGUGAGUGUGUGUGUGUGUGUGCACUGCCAUGAGUGUGUGUGUAUGUGCGUGUCUGUCAUGUGCCAGUAUCUGAAUGUCAUGUCUAUAUUUGAGUGAGUUGGUGUGUCUUGUCAUACAUGCUUCAGGUUGAAGAUCGGGAGCAUGAGGCUGCUUCAACAGACGUUUAUAUUAAAAACAGGAAAACUGUGGAAUUACACUUUCUUAUAGCUUUGUGAUACAUUUUGUAAUGACUCACAUAUACUGUGCCAACUGCACCAACAACAAAAAGAAGCCCAUCUCUGUGACAACGUAGUAUAUCCUGUCCUUUCAUGUCAUUUCAACCACACAGCAAUAUCUGUUUUAUUUUUUUAGAUAAUUUAUGUAUCAGAGAAUUAUGUACAAUAUCAUUUAUCUACCUUUUCAUGAAAUAUCCACUAUGAAUUUUGACGUGUCGAUGCCUGUGUAAUUGUGCUGUAUUAACAAGCAAUGAUUGCCAGAAGUAAUUUAGUGAAAUUACAACUUUUGUGAGUAUUCAAACUUUGUAAAAUAGCUUUUUUUAAAGAAAGCUUCAAUACAUUUACAGUGAUCCCUCGCCACUUCGCGGUUCACUUAUCGCGGAUUCGCUAUUUCGCGGAUUUUCAUAAUGCAUUUUU